Molecule: messenger RNA, 1746 nt
Organism: Phialemonium atrogriseum
Lineage: Eukaryota; Fungi; Ascomycota; Sordariomycetes; Cephalothecales; Cephalothecaceae
Exons: 5
Coding region: 1-1746 (581 amino acids)
Source: RefSeq, a predicted model, not a curated record
AUGUCUCACAAUUUCCGGGUGGAGCUCCAGACUGUCGACCGCGAACCGAGUGACUUAACUGCCGCGUUUGCCACAGUCGCCAGGCGAUAUCAUAAUCUUCGCCGCGCUGAGCCGUUCUCGGUUGACAAGCUCAUCAUGGCCUCGGCGAAUGACCCAUUCCAGCCAGUGUUCCGAUGGAAAAGCGUCCAGGGAUGGGAUCGAUACCUCCGCUUUGACAAGGCCCAGGGUCUUUUCCAGGCCCCUGACCCCAUGUGGUGGUACAGUCAGGAGGACGGAGUCUUGGUGUACCCGGUCAAGACAGUCGUUGGCACUGAAGCCGAACCAGGCAAUGCCUUCACGGGCUUCGCCUAUGAGCUGUUCGACCUAGAAACGAAUCAGCAUACCGUUAUUCCCUUCGACGUCCGAAAUAAUAUCAUCCGGCGGGUGCGUCUGAACCACGGGGUCUUGAUAUUCGACUGGGCCGAAGCCAUGCCCUAUCGAUUCAACUUUGGACAAGAAAUCAUCGUCAUUUCGCCACCGCGUUGGAUGUUUUUCGGAUCUGAAUGGAAGAUCCACGGCGUCGGCUUCAUCCUGAGCGACUUGGAUCGCUUCUUCUCGGCCCACACCCCCAACCAUUACGCGGUCUACUCCCACCGGGAGAGCCCAGACCCAGGGGUUUUCCCUCAGAUUAUGGAGGAGCUCUCUGUUUGGGACAUCUCUUGUCCUAGCCCAAACCCGCCAUCCAGUGUUGCCAACAAUGGUAACCAGAACCAAGUCGUUGCGGCUGGUGCAUCCGGCACGGGCUUGUCACUUUUGGGAGCACUACCGUCGACUGCUAGCACGUCGUCUCAAAUUCACCUGCAGCCCCAGUCUCAGAACAACAACGGCACCGGUAUCAGGAGCGACGACAACGCUACCGGCGGAGAAGGAGGCACCGAGCCUGGCACGCGUCAGCAAGUCCCUUCCGGACCCGUCCUCAUCCGGCGCUUGCAAGAGCGCGACCUGGACUUCUACAGAAUACUCCAGGGCAACACCCCCAAACUCCGCCACCUGGCGUUCGACAAGCACAACGUAUUUUUCACCGAGGAGGAUCACUGCUUUGCUAGGGGCAUUCCGAUCGUCCCCUUCGGAACCACCGACGACGAUGGGCCGGACUCGAUCCCUCGUUGCAGGCGCCUCUUCGGCCCCCACUGGGUGGAUAUCUGCGGCGCGGAGGGCGACCGGUUGGCGAACGUCUGCCGGCACGUCGCCCCCCUUAAGACCCCCUGGGGCCUCAGACAGGGAGACGAGGAAUACGAGGAAUACACGACCAGCAGCGAUGAGAGCAACGACAGCAGCUACAGCGACGAGAGCAGCUCCAGCUCCGGCAGCGACGACGGGACGACGGCCGUGCUGAAGACGACCUACCCUUGGCCCUCGGAGCUCCGGCGUCUCGGCCUCUGGCCCUGGAACGAGGCCGACACCACCUCCACCCCGCCCACCCGCUGGCCGGGCUACGCCCCGUGCUGGCGCCACGACGUGUUCCCCUUCAUGACCGUGGCGCAGGUGCUCGACUUCGGCGCCCGCGUGCGCAUCUCGGCCCGCGUCUGGCUCAUGUACACGGUCGUCGAGGCCCCCCUCGUCACCCUGAACCCGCGCCGCCCCGAAAUGGUUGAGCUCCACCCCGACUGGGUCCACCACAUGAUGGCCGCCGGCACCAUGGCCGGCGACGAGCGCUGGAUCAUCGGCCAGGACAACUCGAGGCGUAUCGCCAUCCUCCGCUUCUGA